AUGACCAAGGGCAAUGAUCUUCUCGCGCCUGAGGAUGGAGGAAACGCGAAGGCAGGCCGCGGUCUGCUCCACGUUCCUUCCAGAUCCUCAUCGCAAAGAAACCAGACCUCACCGACGUCGACCGGAUUGAGUGGUCAAACAGCCAGCGAUCCGCGAAAUAGCAUUAGCGGGCGCUCCAAGGAAUCCAAGACCAGUAUUCUGGGUCGCCACCGAAACGGCAGCAUUUCUAGCCGCCGAUCCGCUGCCGCCGACACCGAUCCUACAAACAUCACGACUCACUCGCAGCCAAGCUCGCCGACAAGCCCUCCCAAGAAGAAGAAGACUGGCUUGCUCUCUCUUCUGGGGUGCUGCGGCGUUCCCAACACUGCUACCGCUAUGGAAGGGGGCGAUCAAAGCGUCCACAAGCUUGACAAGCUGCCCGCCAGAGCUGCAAACCCGAAAUCCAGGCAACCCACUCCGCAGGAACAGCCGUCAGCGGUAAAAGGUCGCGUUCUGGAGAAGCAACCUCAACCGGAACAUCCCAUGACAGCUUCCAAUGACAAUGCCAAGCGCGCGUCGAACACGACCGCUGUUGACGAUGCACAAGGCGCAGCUGCAGCUGCAGCUGCAGCUGGCCCCGAGGAUACCGAUGCGAAGCAGGCUGCAGCGGGAGCCGGUGCCGAUGCGCCCGCCAUCACCGUAGAAGGCUCACACGGCAACAAGGCGGAUGUUCUGCCCGCGGGCCAUGAUGUGGGUCCGAAGGACCAGGAUGGCGACGAGGUGAUGCCCGACGUGGCAACAACGGAGGAGCCUGAGCCCAAGAAACCGACCCAGGCAGGCUCGGAGUAUACGCGACUCCCUCCCCCUCCACCGGGACCUAUCCCUACCACAGAUGGUGCUGCUGCUGCUGCUGCGGCUGCUGCGCCCGACACCGAAGUUGCAGAUUCAUCAACGCCUGAGCCUGAGAGGCAGAAGUCCUUGCUCCCUCCUAUUGCUCCGGAGUUGAAGGGCAAGAAGUGUUUGGUUUUGGAUCUGGACGAAACCCUCGUUCACAGCUCUUUCAAGAUCUUGCACCAUGCCGAUUUCAUUAUACCCGUCGAAAUCGAGGGCAACUAUCACAACGUCUACGUGAUCAAACGGCCUGGUGUUGAUCAAUUCAUGAAGAGGGUGGGCGAGCUCUACGAAGUGGUGGUCUUUACAGCAUCCGUCUCUAAGUACGGCGAUCCCCUAUUGGAUCAACUGGAUAUCCACAAGGUCAUACACCACCGGCUCUUCCGUGAGAGCUGCUACAAUCACCAAGGAAACUACGUCAAGGAUCUUUCGCAGGUGGGAAGAGACUUGAAGGACACCAUCAUCAUUGACAACUCGCCCACGUCGUACAUAUUCCAUCCGCAACACGCCGUCCCCAUAAGCAGUUGGUUCUCUGACGCCCACGACAACGAGCUGCUUGACCUGAUUCCCGUCCUCGAAGAUCUGGCCAGCUCCAACGUGCAGGAUGUCAGCCUCGUCCUCGAUGUCACUCUUUGA
Molecule: messenger RNA, 1506 nt
Organism: Sodiomyces alkalinus F11
Lineage: Eukaryota; Fungi; Ascomycota; Sordariomycetes; Glomerellales; Plectosphaerellaceae
Product: NIF-domain-containing protein
Exons: 3
Coding region: 1-1506 (501 amino acids)
Cellular component (GO): plasma membrane
Molecular function (GO): phosphoprotein phosphatase activity
Source: RefSeq, a predicted model, not a curated record